Molecule: messenger RNA, 3534 nt
Organism: Grosmannia clavigera kw1407
Lineage: Eukaryota; Fungi; Ascomycota; Sordariomycetes; Ophiostomatales; Ophiostomataceae
Product: ankyrin repeat protein
Exons: 6
Coding region: 1-3534 (1177 amino acids)
Molecular function (GO): protein binding
Source: RefSeq, a predicted model, not a curated record
AUGGACGCGGCGUCGGCCAUCAUUGGCAUUUUUGACUUUUCGCUCAAAAUCGGCAAGUUGGUGAUAAACUAUGGAAAGUCUAUAAAAAACAUGAACAAGACGAUUCAAGAAAUAUCAAAGACAACGGCAGAGAUCGAAAAGUGGCUACACGACGUUGUAGGGGAGCACGAAGAACGGUUGAAUGCUUAUCUGGAAACCUCGAGCGCUUUGCGAUCGGCGCUUUCGAAAGGUGGCGAUUUGGUAAAGUACAGAGAUACUAUGGAGCUGAUGUUAGAAGAUAUGUUAAAGUAUAGUCCCCUUUCCCUUGAAGAGAAGGGCGAUUUCAAGCGGCGUAUGCGAGUGAUGGGCAAGAGAGGCAUAGCCAAGGGAAAGUGGCCUUCGGUAGAAAAGAAAUUACGAGGGCUCGAAAGUGAGCUCAAGGAGCUCUUUGGGAGGAUAAAAAGCGCAUCGUCUGACACGACGCUCUGUUUCUGUGGCCUACCCGGGGCGGGCAAGACGUUUAUCGCGACAGCCAUCAUCGACGACUUAUCCCACAAGAUUGAGGCCAUAGGCAAUGGUAACGCUAAGACAGGCUUGGCGUUCCUGUACUUCAGCUCCGAUAUCAGCAAGGAGAACCAGUCAGCCAGACGGCUACUCGGCCACAUUCUGAGGCAGCUGAUGCUCAACUUACCAGACGACGGAAACGAGAACAGCCCCUACCCCCUAGUGAAGGCCCUCUACGACCGAAAUAUGCGGUCGAACUUGAGUGUUAAAUCAUCGAUGCCAGAAACCUCAGAUCUGAUCGAAAAACUGGAGAACGUCAUCGACUGGUAUGACAGGGUGUAUCUUAACGACCGCGAACACUACAAGAUCAAGAUCUUGACCACAUCGACCCCAACGUUUGCACAAUCAAAAUUGGUUUGCAUCGACGACACAAAGCAGCUGUCGCUGGAAAUCCGGGCAAACGACGAAGAUAUUAAGAUCUACGCUGAAUCUAUGAUUCCAGCUCUGAAAUCGAGCCUGGUCAAGUGUGACGCCGGGGACGUCCAUAAAUUCAUUGAAGUUGUGACCAGGGAGGCAAAUGGCCUCGGCAGCAGCAAAUGGGCACCGCUUCCGUACCGCGAGAUGGCCAGAUACUGCAUUGAUCAGCUCUGCCUGCCCGACCUCUCAUCGGGUCCUUUGCCUGGGGUCACGUGGUAUCGUCUUGGGCCGCUCGAGAGGCUGCUGCAGGACCGGCCUCUUCUGCGCUAUGUGUCGUCGAAUUGGGUGCAUCAUGUCUCUACGGGUGUAUGGGAGAAGUUCGAGAGGGCGGAGGACGCCAGAAAGUGGCUGGAGGCACGACUGAAGGAGACUCUCGUCGACAAUGCCAACAACGUGCUUUCGGCCUUCCAGGUGCUCCUAGUCAAGGCGCGAAAUCCGUUUCCAGCAGGCGUCGCCGUCAUGCACAACGUCUGCUACGUUGGCGAGCCGGAGUUUCUGGCCGUACUUCGACGGAGCAACAGGCAGGACCACGACAGAGCGUGUGACGAAGAUGGAAAGACGGCACUACACUGGGCGAUCCUUUGCCAGGAUAGCAAGAAGGCCGCAGACAUGGUGAAGGUGCUCCUAAAGGACUUUGUAGGAAAUAUAAAUGCGACCGACGCGGACGGCCGCACGCCGCUACACUAUGCGGCCCUGGUCGGAGAGACCGAGACCACCAAACCACUUCUGGUCCACGGCGCCAAGGCCGAGGUCGGAAAGCGACGACAACAGAUCACGCCUCGGAUGACGGCCUGCUUUUGUGGACUCGACAAGGUGGUGGUUGAGCUGCUGAUUAACAAUGCCAAUGUGAAUGCGCAGAGCGAACAGAUGGGUACGCCCUUGAAAGCCGCCUUCAUGGCUGCAUCGGAGGAGUGCUCUGACGGGGCUCUGCAGCAGGCCGCUACCGGCACGUCGGCACCCAUCGUCAAGCUGUUGCUGGACGCUGGCUUUAACGCGAAUUGUCUAGCAGGAACUCCGGCCGUGACUCCGCUUCAGGGGGUGGUGGCAGUCAGUCAUCCAUGGCUGCAGCCGGGCAGUAAUGUGGACAUUGUCCGGCUGCUCCUGGAUCACGGGGAAAAGACGACUGCGAGGUUCCCUGACGGUAGCACUAUCCUGGACGUGGCCGUCAGUAACGGAUAUGGUGACGUGGCCCAGCUGCUGCGAGAACGGGGCGCAACCAACAGCAGAGGCUGGGGACUAGGAAGCCGCAGGCUGUCCAGUACUGCCUCGAUGCAGGCAGCGGCGGCAGUCGACUUACACGAGGCCGAAAGCGGGUAUGCUGGAGGAGUGAUGAGAUCUAUGCUAGACAGCCAGCUGCAGCUGUUCGUGGCAGCUGUCACAAUGGGCCAUGACAGCAUGAUGGAAGAGUACCUGGUCAUGGUUCUGACAGCUUUUAAAUGGACUAUCCAGAAGAGGCAGGGGCCGUCUUUGCGGGCGUUAUGCGAUGUAUCUGUAACGGCUUUCAAAAAAGUUGUCGAGCUCGCGCGGAACGACCAGGACGGUAGUGACGAGAACGGGGAUGAUCAACCAUUAUCAUCGGCUGCUAAUACCCCAGCGCAUAGUCAGCGUCUGCAGAUGCUGGUCAGGCCAGCUUUGGCUGGGGCAACCGCAGUGCUUUCCUUGCUUACCGGAUGGGAGACGCCCAGCGCAGAAGAGAUGAAUGACAGAAACCGACAAGCCGCGAGCAGUGCCAGUGGCAAGCUGGAGAGGGUCACGCAGACAGCAGUGGAGAUCCUUCUCAUGGCAGCCAGCGAUCCCAUGAUGGAGGUCCUGGUCAAAUGCCUGGUGAAGGACUUUGAGGACUUGUUCAAGGCUAGCGAUCUGAUCAAAGCCAAGAAGCAGGCUAUCAUCGGCAUCGAGCUGCUGGCAUCAGCCACCAGACAGCGCUAUACGCAACUGGCCUAUAACCUAGCCGCCAUCUGGGCGUUGGCCGCGCGCAACGUCUGCUGCAAGGGCUUCAUCGUCCACGAUGGAAUGUCUGUCUUCAUGUUCAACCUUGAGGCGACAUUCCUGGCCAGUCAGGUGUUGCCGACCGGCCGCCACGAAAUGGAGCGCUUCGGCACAGCUUGUGUGGAGAUUCUUGCUGCCAUGGUGGCAGAUCCGCAUGGGAUUCCCGACAUUAUCCACUCAAUGGCCACCGUCUUUGUCGAAGGCUGGGUCACAACAGACACAGCUCAGCCCAGUAUUCUCAGACAUGCCGUCGCUGGCUGGGGCGUCACGCGCGAACACUUGUUCUUGAGGACGAGAACCCUUGUGGCUGCCAUGUUCGGGAUCCUCUAUGCCACUAUCCGUGGCGCUCAUAGUAUUGUUCAGGAACACAUUGCCGACUUUGCCGUCUUUACAAUUGACCAGGCACGGCUACAGGAGGAGCGGGCCGUCUACAACCAGAUACUGGGAUUCAUAGAAACUUUACGCUCUACCUACGCGUCAGCAACAGGUAUCUCGCAGGUGUUUAAUGUCGUUCUAGAGAAGGCUCGGAGUAGGGGAAGCACAAUCGUAGCCGAAAUGCUUCAGACGCAGUUGGCUCUUUUGUGA